Molecule: messenger RNA, 3866 nt
Organism: Miniopterus natalensis
Lineage: Eukaryota; Metazoa; Chordata; Mammalia; Chiroptera; Miniopteridae
Gene: RAD21
Product: RAD21 cohesin complex component
Biological process (GO): replication-born double-strand break repair via sister chromatid exchange; sister chromatid cohesion
Cellular component (GO): meiotic cohesin complex
Molecular function (GO): protein binding; chromatin binding
Source: RefSeq, a predicted model, not a curated record
UGUGACAAAUGCUUGGUGCCUUUUUCCUCGCUGAGAAAGGCUGCGGAUGACCCGUGCGAGUGUGGGGCGACGCUUUCGAGCUGUGCUGCCCGACUGAGCGGCCUUCUUCAAAUUUGAAAGGAGGAAACGCUGGAGGGUCUGUCUGGCCACCUUGUGAUUUGUCAGGCUGUCUUGAGCGUUCAGAAACGCGCCUGUGUUUUUUAUGGUUUCUGGUAAAGGGUUGUGUUUCUCGGCUUCUCUACGAGCGAAAGUUAAUCUUGGCUCCCGUUACACGGUUUAGAAUAAUCACUAAAUUCCAGAAAAGUUGUCCCUGUUUUCUGAAAUUGAAUGUAAAUGCCAGUGAGCUGUGUGAGUCUGCAGAAGUUUGGUGACAAGGCUGGAGAAGCUUUGCUACGUUACAGAGUCAGUUUUUUCCUCCUGUUCGAUAGUCAACCAGAACAAUGUUCUACGCACAUUUUGUCCUCAGUAAAAGAGGGCCUCUGGCCAAAAUUUGGCUAGCGGCCCAUUGGGAUAAGAAGCUCACCAAAGCCCAUGUGUUUGAGUGUAAUUUAGAGAGCAGUGUGGAGAGUAUCAUCUCACCUAAGGUAAAGAUGGCACUUCGAACAUCAGGACAUCUCUUACUGGGAGUAGUUCGAAUCUAUCACAGAAAAGCCAAAUACCUCCUUGCAGACUGUAAUGAAGCAUUCAUUAAGAUAAAGAUGGCUUUUCGGCCAGGUGUUGUUGACCUGCCUGAGGAAAACCGAGAAGCUGCCUACAAUGCUAUUACCUUACCUGAAGAAUUUCAUGACUUUGAUCAGCCACUGCCUGACUUAGAUGACAUCGAUGUAGCCCAGCAGUUCAGCCUGAACCAGAGUAGAGUGGAAGAGAUAACCAUGAGAGAAGAAGUUGGGAACAUCAGUAUCCUACAAGAAAAUGAUUUUGGUGACUUUGGAAUGGAUGACCGUGAGAUAAUGAGAGAAGGCAGUGCUUUUGAGGAUGACGACAUGUUGGUCAGCACUAGUGCUUCUAACCUCCUGUUAGAGCCCGAACAGAGCACCAGCAAUCUGAAUGAGAAAAUUAACCAUCUAGAAUAUGAAGACCAGUAUAAGGAUGACAAUUUCGGAGAAGGAAAUGAUGGUGGCAUAUUAGAUGACAAACUCAUUAGCAAUAAUGAUGGCGGCAUCUUCGAUGACCCCCCUGCGCUGUCGGAGACGGGGGUGAUGCUGCCGGAGCAGCCGGCGCACGAUGACAUGGACGAGGACGAUAACGUGUCAAUGGGUGGCCCUGAUAGUCCCGAUUCAGUGGACCCUGUCGAACCACUGCCAACUAUGACUGAUCAGACAACACUUGUUCCCAAUGAAGAAGAAGCCUUUGCUUUGGAACCGAUUGAUAUCACUGUCAAAGAAACAAAAGCCAAGAGGAAGAGGAAGCUAAUUGUUGACAGCGUCAAAGAGUUGGAUAGCAAGACCAUUAGAGCCCAACUUAGUGAUUAUUCUGACAUUGUUACAACUUUGGAUCUGGCACCACCCACCAAGAAAUUGAUGAUGUGGAAAGAGACAGGAGGAGUGGAAAAACUGUUCUCUUUACCUGCCCAGCCUUUGUGGAAUAACAGACUACUGAAGCUCUUUACACGCUGUCUUACACCUCUAGUUCCAGAAGAUCUUAGAAAAAGGAGGAAAGGAGGAGAGGCUGAUAAUUUGGAUGAAUUCCUCAAAGAAUUUGAAAAUCCAGAGGUUCCCAGAGAGGACCAGCAACAGCAACACCAGCAGCGUGAUGUUAUCGAUGAGCCCAUUUUGGAAGAGCCAAGCCGCCUCCAGGAGUCAGUGAUGGAGACCAGCAGAACAAACUUGGAUGAGUCAGCCAUGCCCCCACCACCACCUCAGGGAGUUAAGCGAAAAGCAGGACAAAUUGACCCAGAGCCUGUGAUCCCUCCUCAGCAGGUAGAGCAGAUGGAAAUCCCGCCUGUAGAGCUGCCCCCAGAAGAGCCUCCAAACAUCUGUCAGUUAAUCCCUGAGCUGGACCUUCUGCCAGAGAAGGAGAAGGAGAAAGAGAAGGAGAAGGAGGAGGAGGAGGAGGAGGAGGAUGAAGAUGCUUCUGGUGGUGAUCAAGAUCAAGAAGAAAGAAGAUGGAACAAAAGGACUCAGCAGAUGCUGCAUGGUCUUCAGCGAGCUCUUGCUAAAACUGGAGCUGAAUCUAUCAGUUUGCUUGAGUUAUGUCGAAACACGAACAGAAAGCAAGCUGCAGCAAAGUUCUACAGUUUCUUGGUUCUUAAAAAGCAGCAAGCUAUUGAGCUGACACAGGAAGAACCGUACAGUGACAUCAUCGCAACACCUGGACCAAGGUUCCACAUUAUUUGAGCAGCUUAGAAGCAUUGUAGCUAGUGUUCAUUUCACUAGUGUGUACAAAUUGCCCCCAUGUGUAGGGCACACAAACCCUUUAAGAAAAUUCAGAUUUUUGUCUGUACAAAGUCUCUGCCUUUUUCUUCAUUUUUUCCAGUAUUUUAAAUUUAUCAGUUUCAUCUUUAAGGGAAACUGCUUGUAUGGAUUGUGUUUGUAUUCUGAUGGAGAAAACAAGCACCCCAAGGACCAGAAGGUUAUUUUAACAGUUCAGAACAUAUGUGUUCAAUAUUGGCACAUGCAAUAAUGUUGAGUAGCAGUCAAAAGUCAGGAUUUUUAGCUUUGUUCUCCAUUACUGCAUUGGAAAGGAAAACUUGUCAGGAAAAAUGUCUGACCAUUUAAGAACUAGGGUGUGAGUCUUAGAAAGAAAUUGUCUUUUCCCAUCAGUAACACUGGCAGUCUUCUUGGUAACCAUUGUUCUUAGUGAUGGUGCCCAAAACAGAGAUUGUCCUCGAGAUACAUAAACUAUAAUUCCAUGAUGACCAAGGGGGUGUGGGAAAUUGUGUUGUAACUCAUCCCCUUCAGCUACAAAUGAUAGGACUUGGUUUAAAGUGUUCUAUUUUAUAAAUCAUUCCAUGAAUAUUUUUAAUGAACCUUAACUAUCCUGAAAUCCGUUGUUUUAGUGAGGCUCUAAAAUGAGCAGAAAUAGACUUUUUAGAGUAGAAUGAAUUUAAACAUUUAUAAUUUUCCAGGAGCUAUAAAUCAAAGUUUUAAAAAGAUGUUUGGGUAUAUUUGAGUAUUCAGAUCAUGAAACUAGAAAUUGCUGUGCCAGCUAAAAGGAGGGCAGACUGAUGGGAAAUCAUACACCUGGUUGACUUAACCUGUAGCAGACAAUGCUGUAAAAACUAUGGCUUCUCUGAUAUUUAUUAUAAGUUUUAUUACUGACCUCUCUUUCCAACGCUGCACAUACUGUGUUUGGAACUUCAGUAGCUUUGCAACAAAUCCUAUAUCCGGUUUCCUAUAAUUUAAGUGAAGAAAAACAUCCAAAUAAAGGCUUUAUAAUUAACAGACCAGAUAGCACCAGAAAUUAUGUGACUUAUGAUUAUCAAAAUGUCUUAACUUUUUAGGGCCGAAUUACACUGAGAGUUCUAGCUUAAGUGUUGGCACUUUUGUGGAAAAAAAAAAUCACGUUCAAAACUCAGACUUCAGUGUAUAUCCAAUAAUUUAAAAUUAAGUGAAAUGUUUUAAAUUUGUGAACACGUAAUUACUGUUUUAAUGAUUCAUUUUCUUGAGAAUGGUAAUUGUAUAAAAUUGCUAUUGCAGCUUUAUUUUCACUAUAAUGUGCCUGUAAGCCAUUGAUUUUUCCCCCUUUGUAAAAAGACAUUGUAGAUAAUUGAAUGUUUGAUUAUAGAAAGGUCAUUAGUUUCUUGUUACACAUUUUGUUAGUCUGGUUUUUGUUGCUUAUUGGGUUUAAUAUUGUUCUUGAAAAUAGUUGAUGCUAUGUUAUGUAUAACUUUUCUAAUAAAAGUUAUGUUAUAAGCUGUAAAAAAA